This is a messenger RNA of Brienomyrus brachyistius, 6171 nucleotides long. RefSeq lists its product as uncharacterized. The record is from RefSeq and is a predicted model, not a curated record. NCBI's taxonomy places the organism in Eukaryota, Metazoa, Chordata, Actinopteri, Osteoglossiformes, Mormyridae. Bases 4604 to 5530 code for a protein of 308 amino acids. The transcript is spliced from 2 exons.
GUUGUAGAUGCAGUACAAAAAUACAGAUGCAAUCAUGUUUAAUGAUGCUGUCACAACAGUUCUGUAAUUUGUGACAACUCAGACACAAAAUGUAACACAUUUUCAUUAGAUAAAUUUAGGUAAAAUUCUGUAAAUUUUCAGGGGGUCAAGGGCCUUGCAAAAGGACCCACAUGUCGUGGCUGGGCUUUAACUGGAGAUAUACUAAUCACAGGUAUACAGGCUUAGUCCACUGGGCUACACACUACCUCCCAAGCCAAGUUAGUACACACCUCAGUUUUGGGUUUGUGAUUCGGUGCACUUUCAGUAUAACAUGAAGAACAAUUUGGUUUAUAAUUAUUUAUUAUUAAUUCUGCAAACACAAUCAGGCACAGUUGUAAACCAAAGGCAGUGUAUCUGUUGAUGUGUCUGAAUAACAAAAUUGAAGAGAUGCUUAUUUGUACAUUGUAAAAAGAAAUAUGUUCAAAUUCAUCUGCAUCAUAACAGUCAUAAUGAACUAAAUGUCUUGGCAAACGUGCCUUAAAUGCCACAGGAAGAUUACUUGUGGACUGUAGCUCUUGAUAGACCUUAACCUCUUGCUAGAAAGGAAUGUUUGUGAAUAAUCCAUGCCGAGGGUGGAAGGCAUCAGCUACAAUCUUUGUUAAUCACUUCAUGGUUCUGGAGGUAUGCAGGUGUGACUCAAAAAAAGCCACACUCAUUAACUGAACAUAUUUAAAUCAACAGCACAGUGUUGUUUAUAGAAUAAAUGUAUGUCACUGUUGGUCUCCAAACACAACAAUGUCUAUACCAAACAGAUUCUUCUGCAGUGGAAAACCAAAGUGAGCUAGGACUGCAUUGUAACUAGACUUUCUUCGCAGUAUGGCUGGGGAAUGGCUCGGUUCCUUCAUGCCAGUGGAAAAAUGCCAUUUGUAUGAUGGUAUGAAUUAUUGCCAUGUGUCAGUAAUUUUUCAGGUUUACCUGCAGUUUCCUGCUUUAUGAUGGGUGUCACCAUUUCCCAAUUUGUCCAAAAGGUUGUGUACACCUCCUCCCAAGUUUUCAUAAAUACAGUAAAACCUCGGACUGUGAGCAUAACUCGUUCCGGAAACGUGCUUGCAAUCCAAAGCACUAUAUAAAAGCAAAUUUUUCCAUUAGAAAUAAUGGAAACUCAGAUGAUUCAUUCCACAACCCAAAAAUAUUCAUAUAAAAAUGAUUUAUACAAAAUAUAAAGUAAAAAUACAUAAAACAAAUUAACCUGCACUUUACCUUUGAAAAGAAUUGUGGAUUUUCUGAGGGAGAUGACAGAGAGGAGAAGAGAAGGGUUAUUUUGUAGGAUAACUUUCACUAUAACUAACGGAAUCUAUCUGCUAGAUCUGUUGGCUCACUGGAAUGUUUUUCUUUUUGUGUGACUUUAACAAGGAAUCUAUCGAAUGAGAACUGCUUUUGUCUCCUUUUCGAUUUCGUGGAAAUAUGAACCUUGCAUUGUCCUUAAACAGAUUCACCGUUCACACUGCUACGCCCUUAUUUGGAUGGUGCUUUUCUACUAAAUUUUGAUUAUACAAGUGAGGCACGCAGACCAAGACCGAGCAUGGGAAACAAUUAUACACAAUCCAAAUAAAACGAGAGAGAGAGCCAUCGGCUCAGUUGUGAUUAAGUGAUGCUAGGCAGACAAAGCGUAGACAUAAUACUUGUAUCGCAAGACCUUGCUCGUUUAUCAAGUUAAAAUUUAUUGAAAAAUUUUGCUCAUCUUGCAAACCACUCGCAAACCAAGUUACUCGCAAUCCGAGGUUUUACUAUAUAUCCAUUUCCCUUGAAGUUUUGAUCAAUAAAGCCAAGAUUUUUUGUCUGUACACGCAGAGUAGUCUACCUUGACUACACUUGCUUAAUUUUAAUAAUAAGUAAUAUAGGUUUUUGGAGCUGGUCUGGCUAUUCAUAAAAACAUGUAUGAUGAACAUAUACACCAUUAUAAGAAUGCUCUCUUCAUAGCAACAACAGCUUAUUAUGUAAACUUAAAUAAGCCCAGCAAAGGGAACACAAGAGCUUUGUUUUCCACUGUACGGUGUACACACAUCUUCAAGCCACCUGAUAGUCUUCCACCUCAUAUGUACUGCACUGCUCAAUGUAACACUUUCAUGGCAUUCUUUAAUGCCAAAAUUGAAAACAUCCACCAGCAAUUGAUUUAUUCUAGUAAUAUAGCACACAGCUCAUCAUAUCUGCCCUGCUCCCCCCUCCUCUUUCUCUGUCUAGUUUUAAACUUCUAUGUCUGAAAUCCGUGGCUUUAUUCAAAAAUCGAAAUCUUCUGCUUGUCAGUUAGAUCCCAUUCCCACUCAUCUGGUAAAGGCCUGUUCACUCUCUUUGUCCUCUAUAACAACUGACAUUAUACGUACUUCCCUAAUUUCUGGUCUUGUAUGUUCAUCUUUUAAAACUACUGCAGUAACUCCAAUUCCAAAGCUUGCACCUAUUUCAAACUUAAGUAUUCAAAUACUUGAGAAAACUGUUGUAGCCCAGGUUCACUGCCACCUUACUGACAGUCAUCUGUUCUAACAGUUUCAGUCUCGGUUUUGUCCUUUUCAUGACACCGAGACAGCCCUGGUCAAAAUUAACAAUGACUGGCUGAAGGCAGUUGAUUCAGGGCUGUUAUCAAUACUUCUGUUCCUUGAUUUGAGCUCAGCCAUUGACGCAAUCUCUCACAAUAUCCUUCUGGACAGGAUAGUAUCCAUUGGUAUCACUGGUAGUGUCAUGACCUGCUCGUGCGAUCUUCGUGUGUGCUGCGCCCCCUCAUUAACCCCGUGUGGAAUCCCUACGUUCACCAGCCGUUCCGCAUUUCCUGUCUUCGGUCUUGUGUAUUUAGUCCGCGUUCAAGUGUUUUUCCCCAGUCCGGUCAUUGAUGUAGUCCACCAUAUGUUUUGCCUGAAUAAACCCCGUCUUUUUGGAUUCCCGUCUGCCCGAUCCUGAUUUCCCCGCUCCCCGCUCACUUGACCCACACACGGUCGUUACAGGUAGUCCUCUUUCCUGGUUUAAAUAAUAUCUCUCUAGUCACACUCAGUUUCGUCAAUUAAAAAAAAUGUAAUCACAGUCUUGCCUCAUUAUUAGCAGAGUUCUUGGCUACAUUUUCAGGAAAUUUGGUAUACAGUUCCACUGUUGUUGUCACGAAUGCCAACCAAGGAAGCAGGAGCAGAGAGACAGAAGAUCAGGGAAAUGCAGGAUUUAUUAGAAUGGUUAGAAAUAGAACAGUCUGAAUGAAGUUUUACUUGCGGACCUACCAUUUCUUAGCACUGCUAUAAAACACCACAGUUGUUUUAACACUGUAAUUUCAACAUCUUUGACAACGUGGUGGAAAAUCAACCAAAUUUUUUACGUAAAUAUGAAACCUUGCAAAUACACUCCAAUAUGGCAUAACCCAGACUUUCUACUCAACAAAAAAAAACACUUUUCUUUACUGCAUGGAAACUAAAGGGUAUCACACAUCUUGAACACCUAUUCCAUAACAACAGCUUUAUCACUUUUCCACAUCUUACUCAUAUGUAUGAUAUAGGAGAUGAACAGUUUCCUCAUUACUUCCAACUUAAAACAGCUCUGAAAUCUAAGAUCAGUCUAUUUAACAACAAUCUAUAGCCAUCCCAAUUACUAGAAGAAAUACUCAAAAUAACAAACCAGAAAAACAUUCUCUCAAAAUUAUAUAAACUAAUAUCUAUGGCAAAUUCAAUGAUUUCCAUUCCAAUUGAAGCCUGGGAAAAAGAUUUGUCAUUCACUCCUGAUAAGGAAUUCUGGCUCCAAAUCUGUAGGAACACCUUCACAUUGACUAAUAACACUAAUCUUCAACUUAUACAGUAUGAGGUGAUUCACAGAGUACACAUCACCCAGCACAAAAUGCACAAGAUGGGAUUUAUAGAGAGUGAUAUUUGUUCACAUUGUACUUUAAAAACUGUAGAUGACUAUUUCCACUCCAUCUGGUCAUGUCCCCCAACUCAACACUUUUGCCUAAAAGUCAUCAACACAAUCUCUUGUAUUAUGGAUCGUGGCAUUCCACUAUCAAACAACAAACAAACAAAUUUAUUUUUGUAUAGCGUAUUAUCACAACAUUACAUCGUCUCAAAGCGCUUUACAGCAUCCACACCCAAAGUCCCCAGUGAGUAAGCCAAAGGCGACAGUGGCAAGGAAAAACUCCCAAGAAGGAAGAAACCUUGGGAGGGACCAGACUCAAAGGGGGAGCCCAUCCUCCAAGGGCCGGCAGGGAGAGUCAAAUAGGAGAGAUGGUUAAGUGCCAAGUCACACUGUCCAAAUCAUAAGAUGUAGAAGAUGACACAGGCAGAACGGCUUCAUAAGAAAUUAUGAAGAAUAAUUACAAAAUGCCAAAUAGUAUCACACCCUGCUCAUCCGAUCCUCCUGUGUGCCAAGCCCUCUCAUUAACCUUGUGUGAAAUCCCGAUUGUUACCAGCUGUUUCGUAUUAUUCUCAUUGAGUCCUGUGUAUUUCAGUCCGCGUUUGAGUACGUUUCCUCAGUCCUAUCAUUGAAGUCAGUACCAUGUUUGUUCAUCAGCCUGCAAUAAACCCGUUUGUUUUGGGACUUCUGUCUAUUUGACCCUGAUUCCCUGAACCCUGCUCACUUGCCUAUACGCGAUCAUGACAGAAUGACAGGACUCUCGGACAAGGUACUCCCCCAGACCGAGGACUGCUACCACGGUCUGGUCAACAAAGUACUGUACUGCCUCAACCAGCUCGAAAUUCAGGAGGAUCCCCGCUGCAAGCUCUUGCCCUAUGAACCAGGGACAUGGUGGAAAAGCUGUUCCUGUCCGAUAACUCACCUCCCUGGGAGCAGGGCCUGUUCUGGAAAUUGCUGGAGGAUACAACGGUGCAGGAUUCCCCAGAAGUGGUCCGCACAGCUUCAAAGGAAAUUUGCAGCCUUCUCCCCAACUUCCUCACCCCGUGAGCUGGAGGGCAUGGCAGAGGACAUACGGCAGUUGAUCCAGUUAAGGGAAGAGCAGGCUUCCCUGAGAGGUGAUACUACACCUGCACCAGAAGCGCCGUCCUCUGCACCAACGGUUCCAGUUCCGGCGGCCAACUUGCCAUCCCCUGUGGUUCCAGAUCCUACAGUGCCCCCCCAUGGUCCUGUGCCUUCGCCCAAGGUUCCUGGCCUGGCAGUCCCUGCUCCGCCCGAGAUCCCAGCACCACUGCCUCCUGCUCCGCCCGCACCAGAUGUCCCGGCCCCGGCUCCACCCACAGAGGCUCCAGAUCCAGUUCCCUCGGUUCCAGAUCGAGUCCCCCCACCUUCCAGUUCCACACCCUGCUCCCAUGACCCCAAUCCCUGCUCCCAUGACCUCAGUCCCUGUCCCGGACUGUCUGAACACCACUCCUUCCCUCUUUGGGGAGAAGGAGCUGGAAUGGGACCCCUCAGGGAUUUCCCUGAUGGCCCCAAGUGGACCCCUCCGGUGGGUCACUCCGAUGAUCCCGGCCAAGUCCCCGCCUGUCGUUGUCCUAGAAGGGGAGAGGACUCCUGCGCAGGGGUCGAGUCCUGCCCGCCCUGCCUCCUGGCUCACCCUUGGUCUCCUACUCUGUAGCUCUGGGGACACCUGCGGGUCCUCCGGUUCCUGCUCAGUGGUCGCCUAUGGGCCCCCCUUCAAUAACUCGUUGGCCGCCUUCGGCCCCGCCUCCAACACCUCAUCGAUCACCUGUGGGUUCCCCCGCUUCGACUCGUCAGUCACCUGCAGGUCCUCCCACUCCAGCUCGUUGGUGGACGGCGCCAUCGCAUGCUGCGGCCUCCCCUCCCUCCUCACCUCCCCUGGUGCCCCCUCCAAGGUCCCCUCCUGCUCCGGCCUCGCGAUCGCCUGCUGAUCCUGCGGCUGCCGCCUUCUGCCCACUGGGGUUCCCUCGGGCUCCCCGUUGUCCCCCGUCCAUUCCCUUCCGGCCUCUAUUGUCUGCUCUUCGUCCCUCUGUGUCUCCUCUGUUCACUCCUGGUCCUUUUGUUCCUCUGGUUGGUGUUCCCUCGGUGUCUCCUUUUCUGGUGUGUCUGUCUGCAUUUCCCGUUCUGUGUCAGGUGUUGUUCUGGCUUCUGCCGCUGUGCCUGUUCUGUGUGUCUUUCCUGUUCCCGGUGUCCUGGUGAUGGGUUUUGCUUUUGUUUUUCAGGUUCUGUGUUCCUGGUACUGACUCUUCACCUCCCCUGAGGCGUGCCCAGAGUGCACACCUUUGGGGGGGGGGGGGG